AAUGGAAACAUCUCUUAAUUUGUAUAAAUUCUGCAAAUUAGACUGUGAAAGACCAACAUUUAAGAAAUACUUUAUUAUUAUAGGAAUUACAAUGUUCUUUAAUGUAUGCUUUUUAAUGAGUAUACUCUUAUCUCCUAAAUCGGAUCACGAAAAUCAAAGGCCUGCUACAUCCGAUAACUUACAGAUAGGCCCCCAAAACCACUUGGAAAUUCUUAAUACAAUAUCACAAAAUAUAAGGUACAUGAAUUCCUCGCAAUUAUCGGAUUCUAGAUCUCCUCCUUCGUAUUCGCUAUCGAAUGGAGAUGGAAAUCCUCCAUUAUUUGGACAACACGAUGAUUUACUACCCCCGUCUUACGAGUCAAUUAUGAAUAUUACGGGGGUAAACUCUCAAAAUAAUAACACUGUUGAGACAUUUAUUAGUGAAAAAUGA
This is a messenger RNA of Dimorphilus gyrociliatus, 430 nucleotides long. The record is from the annotation of a GenBank genome assembly. Lineage: Eukaryota; Metazoa; Annelida; Polychaeta; Dinophilidae.